GAGUUUCAGAGCUGUCCUUGCAGUGUGAGCAAGAGUCUGAGAGAGGGGUUAGGAGCUAAACGAGCUGUCUCCAGGUAAGUUUUGCUAAAGACCUGAUUCUUUUUCAGCUGUAUCUGUCAACUUCCCUCUUACACGUUUUUUCUACCAUUAUUUAUUCAGCUUUCAAAUCAGUCUUUCACUGUACGGCUUUUGUCUUUUCAAGGAAGGAAAAAAAGUUCUGUAUAGAACUAUCCUGGAAAACAAUUUUAGUUGGAUGCUCAGGCAGCAGACACUGUGUGUGAGGUAUGCCUGCAAAAUCGAGCUUUGAGUGGAAAACCGAGAAACAUCUUAAGAAAAAUCUUUCUCCUGAUCCUUUGAAUUGACAGAUACUUGCAAAGAAGAAAAAAAAUUGUUCCUGGAAGUCCAUUAUCAUUAUAAUGCUGGACUUGAAUGCGUUCCCUAAGAAAACAGAGGAGUUAUUUCAGAGUGGCUGAAAUAACUGUUAGAGGCAAUUAACAUAAGAACUAUUAUCUUGCUACCACUUCUGCCCCACCGAGGAAAUUUACUUGUAAGCAUUGUGAUCUGAUGGUAUCAAAGCAUUUCAUAACCACUUCGAUAUAUUUUUUUAGAAGGCCUAAAUAAAUAUAAGCCAAGACAAUUUAUGGAGCUUUUGUAUUGAAUUUAAUUAUCUUUUAUCUGCCACAAUAAUAACCUGCGUUUAUGUUGGACUUCUGUUGCUGUUUGAAAGAACUAAGUAAUAGUGUCCUCGUAUAAGGUAACAGUCAACUUCAAUCUGAAAUGUCUUACACCUUUUUUUUUUUAAUGUUACCUGUGAUGACAAUCGUGUUUUUCUUAAAUUCAUUUCCAAGUCACAGGGUUACAAAAUCUUGGCAGAAUUUCUCAACCGAAUCAGUGUGAAUGUGUUCUGCUCUGAGCAAGCACAAUAAAGUGGGCACAUUUGGCAUCCAUUGAUCUCAGCAGGUCAGGUCAGUUGAACCGUGAAUGCAUAAUGAUGGUCAGGUACUUCUGGAUGUUUGGGACUAAUUACAUGUAUGCAGUUGAGAUUAGUAUCAUUGUGCUCUUCUGCUUUUGUUUUGACCCAGUAGGAAUUUCUACUUUGUGUACUGUGAUAAAUUCCAGUCCUGGAGAACUGAUAAUUCUUCCAGAAUGCCAGAAUAAAAUCGAGUGUGUUCUGAAUAUAACUUCUGGAGAUGUGCGAGUAAGAAGUCGGGCAGGAUUUGAAACAGAGAGAAGAGGUUCUCAUCCAUACAUUGAUUUCCGUAUUUUUCACUCAAAUUCUGAAAUUGAGGUGUCUGUGUCUGCGAGAAAUGUGAGAAGGUUGCUUAGUUUCCAGCGCUACCUGAGAUCUUCCCGUUUUUUCCGUGGUAUCACUGUUCCAAAUUCUUCAAACAUCUUAGAUGAUGAUUAUAAUGGACAAGCAAAGUGUAUGUUGGAGAAGGUUGGAAACUGGAAUUUUGAUAUCUUUCUUUUUGAUAGACUGACAAAUGGAAACAGUCUAGUCAGCUUAACCUUUCAUCUGUUUAAUCUUCAUGGACUAAUUGAACACUUCCAGUUAGAUACGAUGAAACUCCGUAGAUUUUUGGUUAUGGUUCAAGAAGAUUAUCACAGUCAAAACCCUUAUCAUAAUGCAGUUCAUGCUGCUGAUGUGACUCAGGCCAUGCACUGUUACUUAAAAGAGCCUAAGCUGUCCGAAUCCUUAACUCCGUGGGAUGUUCUGCUCAGUUUAAUUGCAGCUGCCACACAUGAUUUGGAUCACCCAGGCGUUAACCAACCUUUCCUAAUUAAAACAAACCAUUACUUAGCAACUUUGUAUAAGAAUACCUCAGUAUUGGAGAACCAUCACUGGCGAUCAGCAGUGGGGUUGCUGAGAGAGUCUGGUUUAUUUGCACAUAUGUCAUUAGAAAACAGGCAGCUGAUGGAAAGCCAGAUAGGUGAUCUCAUUCUUGCCACAGACAUCAGUCAGCAAAAUGAGUAUCUGUCCAUGUUCCGAUCCCACCUGGAUAGAGGAGACCUAUGUUUAGAGGAUGCAAACCACCGUCACUUCAUUUUACAGAUGGCUUUGAAGUGUGCUGAUAUUUGUAAUCCGUGUCGGACUUGGGAGCUGAGUAAGCAGUGGAGUGAAAAAGUAACAGAGGAGUUCUUCCAUCAAGGAGACAUUGAAAAAAAAUAUCACUUGGGUGUGAGUCCACUUUGUGAUCGACAGACAGAGACCAUUGCCAACAUCCAGAUUGGCUUCAUGACCUACCUGGUGGAGCCACUGUUUGCAGAGUGGGCCCGGUUCUCCAACACGCGGCUGUCGCAGACGAUGCUCGGCCACCUGGGACUGAACAAGGCGAGCUGGAAGGGGGUGCAGAGAGAGCAGUCCGGCGGUGGGGAGGACGCUGACCCUGCCUUUGAAGAGAUGGACUCAGACAUAUUACCUCAGGAACCUCGAUUGUCCUGACCUCAGCCCUCAUGACAAAACUGCCUCUUUUCUCGGUGUCUGCACAGCUGGAUUAAAGGAGAUACUUGCCCGCCCGAGGUCUUGGUAAAAUGAUGCCAGCAUUAUUUAUUUCCAAGUUUUCCUUCGACAUAGACGUUUGAACCUGAUUUUUUUUUAACAGCGAGAUCUGAACACAGAGCAAUAUGCAUAUGCCUCAGUUGGUUUUUGUUUGGAACCUUGAAUAUGCAAAGCACAGCGGUGACCGAGCCUUGGAGGAACAGUACGAAGGCUUCAUUGUGCCACACCUUUUGGUUUUCUUUGGUGAAAUUUGAAACACGGUCUUCAAAUCCAAGACUUGAGAUGGAUCGUUCCACUUCCUUGGAAUUUAGCGAGACUUGCAUGAAUGUGUUCAAAGCGUACCUUCCACUCAGUCCCUGUUUUAAUACGGAAAUGUGAAGUGCCCAUCCUCUGCUGCCUCUGGCAAGACUUGAUGUUUACAAACGUACUCUGAAACUAUGGGUUCUGGACUUAACCUUUGCGCAUGGCUGUGAAGGAACCACUAACUAACCUGGGUUUUUUGCUUUUUUAAAAGAAAAAGAUCAAAUCCGAGACUGCAGCUCUUGUUUUUUGGAUGCCGGAAAAGCCUCCCAUUUGCCAUAAUUUUGUUUGUGCACUGGGAACUGAGCAUUCAUCAUAGAGCACAGCCAAGCUUUACUCCAGUGCUGUAUGGGAAUGCAGUUUUUUAGAAGCGGAAAACACUUCAGAAUUGGGGAAGGGGUGGGAGGGGGGGGAGGGGGAGGGGGGGCGUCUGAACUGCAUUGCGACUCUGCAGUGGAAACAUCGCAUGUUGUUUUCACUAUUGUACACUUGAACUGCACAUGCAAGAGAAAAAAAAAAAAGGUGGAAUGUCUCAACACCAUAAUCAGCUCAGGGUAUUUGCCAAUCUGAAAUAAAGCGGGAUGGGAAGCGUGUCCUUCAGAACAAGGGUACAAAUGCCCCUUUGCUGCAGUGUGUGUAUGUGUGGGUGCGUGAGUCUGUGUGGGGGGGUGGGGUGGGAGGGCGGGAGGGUCCGGGCAGGGUUCGAAAGGCAGCAUUUCUUUUUGUUUUGUUUUAAUUUAUUCUUUUAGAAUGUGACAAUUUCAUGAACAGCCACAUCGGGGAGGAAACUGUAACAGAUUGCUACAGAUGCCUUAAACUAUGCACAAAGCUAAGCGACCAAAUUCGUUCGUGAUUUGAAGGAGAAUAAAAAAAAAAAAAAAAAGAAAAAAAAGAAAAAUUAGAAACGAACCCAACCAAGUGCAUUGUUUGCCUCUUCCUCCCCUGCUGAAACAUCGCCCGCCGGUGGGGUUUGGAUGGGAAAAGGAGAAAACGUUUUUUUUAGGACAAAAUUCAAGGACUGAUUUUAAACUUACAACAUUCCAUUUUUGUAAUUUGUUUGACAUCGUUUUCAGUACAGUAAGCACAACUGUAAGCUGAUUUGAGAACCUGGUGCUUUCUUUCAGUUCGUUUGUAUCUCCCUGUUAUUCUUGUAAAAGACUGUUUAUUGAUUCUGUUUACAGUUUGUCGCAACAGCCAUUCUUGGGAGAGAGCUUCGGCGUAAAGCCGUCUGUAAGGCUUCGCCGCGGUCAUUUUAAUACGUGCCCGUUGCUGUUAACUUCUAAUUGCAUUCUGCUCCCGGGCGUUUAAGUGACGACGGAGCCCAGCAGCACGGAAAGGCGGCGAAGGCUGCAGUCGGCUUCCACUGCAUACACCGAGCCCAGCUUUGGAGUUGGAGAUUGUCCUCAGAUUCUGGAAUUUAUUGGCUUGGCCUCUUACUGUAUGGAAAACAACUUCUGGCUUACCUGUUUGUUUCCCUUCUGAAAUUAAGUUGUCGGUUAUUCUUUCAUGUUCCCUGAAGUAAUACUGUAAUUCUCGAGGUGGCCAUGUUUAAAAAAAUAAAUUUGUAAUGAAACCA
Molecule: messenger RNA, 4376 nt
Organism: Gallus gallus (chicken)
Lineage: Eukaryota; Metazoa; Chordata; Aves; Galliformes; Phasianidae
Gene: PDE7A
Product: phosphodiesterase 7A
Exons: 12
Coding region: 989-2443 (484 amino acids)
Molecular function (GO): 3',5'-cyclic-AMP phosphodiesterase activity
Source: RefSeq, a predicted model, not a curated record